Molecule: messenger RNA, 2176 nt
Organism: Trichogramma pretiosum
Lineage: Eukaryota; Metazoa; Arthropoda; Insecta; Hymenoptera; Trichogrammatidae
Gene: Ipk2
Exons: 6
Coding region: 569-2011 (480 amino acids)
Biological process (GO): inositol phosphate biosynthetic process
Cellular component (GO): nucleus; cytoplasm
Molecular function (GO): inositol tetrakisphosphate kinase activity; inositol-1,4,5-trisphosphate 3-kinase activity
Source: RefSeq, a predicted model, not a curated record
CGAGCCUCUACGCGUGUGUCAUGCUGCAGUUGUCGAGCAGUCGGUGUUUCUCGCGUGGCCUCAUAAGUCGCACUAGCUAUAUAGCUAUAUGUAUCGUAGCUGCGGCUCAAUCAGUCGUCGUAUCCCGGCAUUGCGCCCGGCACUGCCACAGCCUAGGUACACACGCGAAUUAUCAUCGUCAACACACAAUCACAAAGGCCUGUGCGUCGUCGGUUUAUGGCACGUUGUUGUUGUGCUGCAUACGAGCAUAUUUGCAUCGUCUCGCUUUGUUGCACGCGGGACUCGGCAGUCUCGCGCUCGCCGCGCGCCCAGUUGCAUCGUUUUGAAUCGUCGGCUGCCUGCAGUGCCCAUAGUAUAGGUGUACAACAAUUAUAAGCUCAUUUCAUUUCGAGAAGUACAUGCGAGUUCGCACGUGCGGAGCCAACGCAAGGACACGAGUCGAUUCGGAGCUCGAACAAUGUCACUAGACAUACGCCGCGGCCUAGCGUGUACCAAAUGGUAAAUAUCAGCGAGCUAAAUUGCAACUCUCUCGGUUGAAAAAUUCAAAAGCAAAAGACGAGCAGACAAAAUGACUAGUCCCAUGGGUGAUGAAGAGCAACUGCAGUUCGACGAUGAAGUCAGCCCCAAAAAAUCGUCACCGAUCAACGCAUCGAAUUUCCGGAAAUUACUGCCUCAUGGAACGGUGCUGCUCGAGUCUCAGGUCUCGGGCCACAAGUUCGAUCUCGAUAAAAACAGAAUCGGUAUGCUGAAAGACACGAAUGGGCGAGUUUUCAAACCGAUCGACAAGCCGGCCUUGGGCGAACGAGAGAUUGCGUUCUAUGAAAACUUAAAGGUCUCUGGAAACCCAACGGAUGGGGAAUUGAAACGAUUCGCUCCAGCCUACUAUGGAACUAAGGAAAUGAAAGUCCUCGACAAAACCGUCAAAUUCAUCGAGUUGGAAGAUGUGACCGAUGGCAUGGCCGAACCAUGCGUGAUGGACGUAAAAAUUGGUCGGCGAACGUGGGACGGUCUCGCGAGUCCGGAGAAACGAGCCGCCGAAGAUCGCAAGUACGCGGCGACCAAAGAGGCCUACGGAUUCUGCAUACCUGGCUUUCAGGUGUAUAAAUUGCCCACCGGCGAGUUACAGAAAUACGACAAAGAUUACGGCAAAAAACUCAACGAAGAUUCACUCGUAGAAGCUUUGGAGAUAUUUUUAAAUGGCAAUAAGGACCGAGGUCCCUGUCGUGACCUAGUCUUGCGUCUAGUAUCAAUACUCUGGAAAAUUCUCGCUCUAUUCCGCGACCAGCGUCGCUACCGAUUCUACUCAUCGUCCCUCCUGCUCGUAUACGACGCGAAACGUCUGCGUCACCACCUCCAUCGUCAGCUGAACAACAGCCCGGUAGAGAGUCUACUGCGAUCGCCGAUUUCUCGCGGUAAAAGUUUCUGCGGCAGCCCCGUGGGUCGAAGCCUGGGCUCGUUGAAUCACCUGGGCAAAACCGCACCAAUGCCCUCGCCACAGAGUUCUCGUGUGUUCUCUUUCCAGAUACCUGGUUCGCCCAAACUCGAACAGACCACGAGAUUUCACAGUAGUUUGACGAGAUCGCCGAGAAGCGGAUCGCCAGCGAGGAGUCCUAUGCUCAGCACCUUCGACAGGAUCAGAGGAAUCACCAGAAGUAUUAGCUUACAGAACUGCGAAAAUUAUCCUGACAAAAUUGUCUCGCCAGAGACAAAAGAUGCGGCGUUGAGCCGCAUGGAUGUACCGUCGCCACAACAGCGACCCGAAGUUCAGGUACCGAAGCUAUGCCGUACGCAUUCGUAUUCAAAUAAUUUUGAGAAUGAUCUCAUGGAAAUGAAGGAAGAUUACGCGGCUGUACUGUCCGAACUGUGCAGCAGCUGCGAGGAAAAGCAAAACUGGGUGCGUGUUUAUAUGAUCGAUUUUGCCCACGUCUUUCCAAUUCUCGACAGCGAACACGACACGAAUUACCUCGAAGGCAUCGAAAACCUCAUCAAACUGCUCGAGAGAUUUUUGUAAACGAUUAUGGCUGUUUAUUUAUCCCCCUUUUUUCAUUUAUUAAUCUGUUACAGAGAUAGUUUUUAUGAUGUAUUUAUAAAUACAAUUUUUUGUGAGAUUUGUAUACAAGAAAAUUUUGGAUAUUUUUGAUGAAAAAUAAUAUGGAUAUUUUCCAUUUUUUUACCA